This is a messenger RNA of Exaiptasia diaphana, 1818 nucleotides long. RefSeq names its product amiloride-sensitive sodium channel subunit alpha. Gene Ontology annotation, cellular component: membrane. NCBI's taxonomy places the organism in Eukaryota, Metazoa, Cnidaria, Anthozoa, Actiniaria, Aiptasiidae. Gene Ontology annotation, biological process: sodium ion transmembrane transport. The record is from RefSeq and is a predicted model, not a curated record. The coding region runs from base 67 to 1680 and encodes 537 amino acids. The transcript is spliced from 13 exons. Gene Ontology annotation, molecular function: ligand-gated sodium channel activity.
CAGUAUCGCACGCGGCAAUUCCACCUUUGGCGACAGCUGAUAUCAAAAAGACCCAACCAAUUGAGAAUGGCGUCUACUCGCAGUCGCUCUCUCAGAAGAAGUAAACGACAACAACAGAUCGCCGAGAAGAAUGAMGAGGAGACCGUGUAUUCCAUAUUAGUAGACUUCUGUGGUUACACAUCAUGGGAAGGGUUGUGCCGGCUAGCUGAUUCCAAGUACAGAGCAUUGAGGAUUAUCUGGUUAUUAGCUUUUAUUGGAGCCUUUAGUGCUGGUAUAUAUCAACUUAUUGGUUUAUUUUUUACGUAUAAAAGUCGACCCAUUACAACGCAUAUUUCAUUGGAACACGGCGUGGUGCUGGAGUUUCCGAGYAUAACAAUAUGCAAUUACAAUAUGAUUCGUAAGUCAAAGCUGAAAGAUCUACCACAACCAAUCAGAGAAGAAAUUGAGCGUUAUGCAAAAAAACGAAAUUCAUCAAUAUCAAGUGAUUCUGGUGAACAACACUCUUUGGAGUACAAUUUACUCCAGAAUCCRGAAUCAAGCGACGAAGAGUACAGAAUAUCAGAGCAAGUUGCUGCUCUACUUGCAAAACUAAACGAGUCAGAGCUCAGACCAAUUGGUCAUCAAUUUGAUACAAUGAUCCUUUCAUGCAAGUACCAGGGCGUCCAUUGCACGAACUUAACGAAGAAAUCGUUUUGGAGCUCAUUUUGGCACUAUAAAUACGGUAAUUGCUUUACAUUCAAUCCCAAAGUAAUCAAUGGAGAAGAGCAAAAGGGCUUAACUACAGCAAAAACCGGACCAUCAGAUGGUUUGGUGUUAGAAAUAGAUGUUGAGCAGUAUGAAUAUAUCGACCAAUUGACACAAGAUGCCGGUGCAAUAAUUCACAUAUCACCUCGCGGGAAUAUGCCUUUUCCAUUUGAAGAAGGAAUACAUCUUUCACCUGGAUUUUCAACAUACUUAGGAAUGAGAUUGGUUCAAAUCAAAAAAGUUGACAGAUUUGGUAAUACUUCUUGUGUGUCGAUAGACACGAAGAACACAAUUUAUGCAGAUAAGUACAACACGUCAUACUCUAAAAUGGCUUGUGUCCAGUCUUGUAUAGCGUACAAUCAGAGGAAAUAUUGUGGAUGCAUGGAAUAUAAGUAUCAACCAAUCGACAAAACAGUAUGUGACAUGUUCAACUCUACAACUGUUAUGUGUCUGCGAAAGCUCUUGUUAAAAGCUAAAAUGAGUCAAUUAAACUGUUCUGCAGAAUGUCCACCAUCGUGCACGGGAAAAAACUAUAGACUUACGUCAUCAUUUUCUUCAUGGCCAUCUAAAAAUUAUCUGGAAUCUUUCUCAGUAAGAGCAAACAUUAAUAGGACACUCGAUGAUUUAAGAGAUAAUUUACUAAAGGUUCAAAUAUUCUACCAAGAUCUUAACUAUGAGCUGAUUGACGAAGAUAUCUCAUACCGGUUGAUAAACUUUGUAUCCGAUGUUGGUGGUCAGCUUGGUCUGUGGCUGGGAGUCUCCGUGCUCAGUGGAUUAGAAAUAAUCGAGUUGAUACUGCUAUUAAUAAUUCAUUUUUACAAGAAGAAGAAGAAGAAAAAGAAAAAGAAUGGUAAGAAGAAGCCAAAUAAUCAAGAGAUGUACGCUAACAACGUGGACCUAAAAGACUAUCGAAGCUACAGUGGAAUCGAAUUAUAGUGUAUAAGCGACUCAGAGAUAUUCUUUUUAAUAAUAGCUUCAAUAUAUUUUUUAUAAAUCAAGACAAAAAUAAGCAAAACAACAGUUAACUGGUUAAUUAAUGUGCUUAAUUAGGAAAAAUUUAAAUAAUUAAAAUCA